UUCAAAAAAAAUGGAAAAUUUAAUCAAUCAUAAUCAUAAUCAUAAUCAAUCAUCAUCGAAUUUUAAUGAAAACAAUGAUAAUUUAAUCGAUAUCGUUGAAGUAGAAGAUGAAGAACAAGAACAAGAGCAAGUAUCAAAUUCUGCAGGUGUUCCAAACAAUAAUGAUCAAUCAACAAUGUCGGAAUAUUCUACCUGUGUCACCACAAAUGAUUCCGAUACUGAUUCAUCGACAACAAUUUUGGAAUAUUUUCCAUCAGAUAAAAGUGAUGAUGAUGAUGAUGAUGAUAUUGCGGAAAAUAUUGCUGGAAACAACGAAUCGAAUUUAAAUCUAUCUAAUGAGAUAAACAAUGAUUUAGAAUCAUUGAAUAUGAUGACCGAAACUGAUGUUGAUGAUGAUAAUGAAAAUUUUGAUGACCAUAAUGAUAAUGAUGAUAAUGAUGAUAUCGAAAAACUUUCCUGUUCCAAAUGUUCAUUCAAAUUCGAUACAUCAAAACAAUUGUUACGUCAUCACCGAACACAUCAACCGAAUCGAAAACAUAUUUGUCAUAUUUGUGGUAAUCGUUUUCAAAGAAAAUCUGUACUUGUUCGACAUCAACGUAUCCAUACUGGUGAAAAACCAUUCAAAUGUGAUAAAUGUCAAUAUUCAACAACACAACAAUCCAAUUUAUUAAGACAUAUCCGUAUCCAUACUGGUGAAAAACCAUUCAAAUGUGAUGAAUGUCAGUAUGCAACUGCACGACAAUUUGAUUUACAAAAACAUAUUGGUCGUGUACAUUCAGCUGAUAUGUCAUACAAAUGUAAUAAAUGUGAAUAUAGAUUUAAUUCAGAGAAAAAAUUAAAUAAUCAUAUUGGCCAAAUGCAUACCACUAAUGAUGAUGAUAAUAAUGGGCAAAACAAACAUCAAUGUAAUAUUUGUUCAAAAACAUUUACAAAGAAAUCUCAUCUUGAACGUCAUAAACUUAUUCAUACAGAUGAAAGACCAUUCGGCUGUCAAUAUUGUCAUCGCAGAUUUCGUCAAAAAGAACAUCUAAAUGGACAUAUUAAAAAUUUGCAUAAACAAAUUUGUAAUUAAUUUUUAUUAUUCAACAAAUUACAAUUUAAUUACAAUACUA
Dermatophagoides pteronyssinus (European house dust mite) is the source of this 1112-nucleotide messenger RNA. RefSeq lists its product as uncharacterized. The record is from RefSeq and is a predicted model, not a curated record. NCBI's taxonomy places the organism in Eukaryota, Metazoa, Arthropoda, Arachnida, Sarcoptiformes, Pyroglyphidae. Gene Ontology annotation, molecular function: DNA-binding transcription factor activity, RNA polymerase II-specific; RNA polymerase II cis-regulatory region sequence-specific DNA binding. Gene Ontology annotation, biological process: regulation of DNA-templated transcription.